Brassica rapa (field mustard) is the source of this 5169-nucleotide messenger RNA. RefSeq names its product cullin-associated NEDD8-dissociated protein 1. Gene Ontology annotation, biological process: SCF complex assembly. Lineage: Eukaryota; Viridiplantae; Streptophyta; Magnoliopsida; Brassicales; Brassicaceae. The record is from RefSeq and is a predicted model, not a curated record.
AAUUCAAAAAUAUUCUUUUGUUCAAAAGAUAAAUGAAGAACAUCAUACCUUUUCUGUCAGUUACUGUUGCUGCUAUGUGUAUUGGAUUGGGUGAAGCGCUACCAUUGCUACCAUUAGUAUGCCACAAUCAAAAGUUGGAACUUCAAAAUAAACUCGGUCCUGGUCAAAUUCUGAAAUAUCGUUGGGGAUCUCCUAUGGUUGAAAGCGGAGAAUUAAAAUUUGAUGCGAAACACAACUAUGAUACUGGUGGGGGCAAUCCAAAAACUUUGAUAUUUUCGAUUUAUAAAGGAUCUUCACCGUUGGAUUAAUAUAGUAUUUUGGCGAUAACAAGCUUUUCAAAUCUUCCAUGUAAGAAAGGAUUACUCUCAUUUGUUGCUAAAAAUGAUGGACUUUACAUUGUGGAAAAUGGAAACACUGCGAAGUUUGUGAGUAAAUGGAAAAAAUUUCCUUAGCGUGCUUUUCUUCCUUCUGUUUUCCUGUAAAACUACUUAAUGUUUAUGAAAUUUGAGUUUUCUUUUGUUUGUCUUUUCAGCUAAAUUAUCAUUCCAGUUUGGUAUUAGAAGAUAUAUGUACCAAAAUAUUGUAAUAAAAAUGUAUCUCAUGUAAUAAUAUUUACGUAAUGAUUGGAUCUCGAUCGUAUUAGAAGCUACGCGUGUGUGUAGAAAGCUACGCGAGUGUGUAAAUGAACUAACGAUUGGACUCGAUCACACUCACUUUCAGUUUACCAUUAGAUUAUCUGUGCAAAAAGUGAAAUUGAACGGCUUUUGCUUGUUCCGUAAUCAACAAUCAUGUUUCUUUUCUUUUGUUAUGGCACCUCAAAAUAACAAUAGACUUAUGGAAUAAAAUCAAGAGAAAUUGCACCCAAUAGCUAAGAAAAAAAACAAAAUUCACUAUCUAACUAAAAUUCCACCCUCUCUCCUCUUUUCUCUUCCUAUCUCUCUCUUUUCUCUCUCUAAAAAUCUAAUUUCUCUUUUUUUUUUGGUUAUUCCCUAAAUAAGCCCUAAAAUCAAAUACUACCCAAAAAAAGUUAACAAAUAAAAUUUGUUUGGAUUGUUGUAAAAAAAAAAAAAAAUUUGUUUGGACAAAAAGUAUUAAAUAUAUUUUUGAGAGAACAAAAAAAAAACGCUUAAUUACAGUUGUGGCCCUCCAAUCCUUAAUUACUUUGCAACUUCACACACCGUAAGAUCGAAACCUCUCACUGCUCUGUUCCCGUCGCCGUCGAUUUCUUCUUCUCAGUUGGAAGAUGGCGAACUUACAACUCUCUGGAAUCAUUGAAAAGAUGACGGGUAAAGAUAAAGACUAUAGAUAUAUGGCGACCUCUGACUUGCUCAAUGAGUUGAAUAAAGACUCCUUUAAACUCGACUCGGACCUGGAGAUGAGAUUGUCCAGCAUCAUAUUGCAACAGCUCGAUGAUGUUUCUGGAUUGGCUGUUAAGUGUCUUGCUCCAUUGGUGAAGAAGGUCGGAGAAGAGCGUGUUGUGGAGAUGACCAACAAUUUAUGUGAUAAACUGCUGCAUGGGAAAGACCAACACCGUGAUACCGCAAGCAUAGCUCUCAGGACUGUUGUCGCUCAAGUUGCUCCUUCGCUCGCUCCAUCUAUUCUUGUUACUCUAACUCCACUAAUGAUUGGAGGUAUAAGUGGCCAGGAAAUGAGCCAAGGGAUUAAGUGUGAAUGUCUUGAGAUCAUGUGUGAUGUUGUUCAAAAAUAUGGAAGUUUAAUGGCAGAUGAUCACGAGAAGCUACUGAAUACACUGUUAUUGCAAUUGGACUGUAACCAAGCCACAGUCAGGAAGAAGACUGUUACAUGCAUUGCAUCUCUUGCGUCGAGUCUGUCUGAUGAUUUGCUCGCAAAGGCGACAGUUAAAGUUGUGAAAAACCUAAGUAACAAGAAUGCUAAAUCGGAGAUUACACGCACCAAUAUACAAAUGAUUGGAGCAAUAAGCCGUGCUGUCGGAUACCGAUUUGGGACUCAUCUUGGUAACACUGUUCCAGUAUUGAUCGAUUACUGCACCAGCGCUUCAGAAAAUGAUGAGGAGCUCCGGGAAUAUAGCUUACAGGCACUUGAAAGUUUCUUGCUACGAUGUCCAAGAGACAUCUCACCGUAUUGUGAUGAAAUUUUAAAUCUCACUUUGGAAUAUAUAUGUUAUGACCCGAAUUUUACGGACAACAUGGAUGAAGAUACUGAUGGUGAGACUCCUGAAGACGAAGACGAUGACGAGAGUGCAAAUGAGUACACGGAUGAUGAGGAUGCCAGCUGGAAAGUUAGGAGAGCUGCAGCGAAAUGCUUGGCGGGAUUAAUAGUGUCUCGUUCUGAGAUGAUCUCUAAAGUAUAUCAAGAGGCAUGCCCGAAACUAAUUGAUAGAUUUAAGGAAAGGGAGGAAAAUGUGAAGAUGGAUGUUUUCAACACAUUCAUUGAUCUGUUACGACAAACAGGAAAUGUGACAAAAGGUCAAACUGACACAGAUGAAUCAAGUCCUAAAUGGCUACUGAAGCAAGAAGUCUCAAAGAUUGUGAAAUCCAUUAAUAGGCAACUGCGUGAGAAGUCUGUUAAGACAAAGGUUGGAGCAUUCUCUGUUUUGAGAGAGCUUGUGGUCGUCUUGCCUGACUGCCUUGCUGAUCAUAUUGGUUCGCUAGUUCCUGGAAUUGAAAGAGCACUAAACGAUAAAUCUUCUACAUCAAACUUGAAAAUCGAAGCUCUUGUCUUCACAAAGUUAGUCUUGGCAUCGCAUGCGCCUCCUGUUUUUCAUCCUUACAUUAAGGCUCUCUCCAGUCCUGUUUUAGCUGCUGUUGGAGAACGCUAUUACAAGGUGACCGCUGAGGCAUUAAGGGUUUGUGGGGAACUUGUUAGAGUAGUCCGUCCAAGUACUCAGAGUAUGGGCUUUGAUUUUAAACCAUUUGUUCAUCCAAUCUACAAUGCCAUAAUGUCUCGCUUGACAAAUCAAGACCAGGACCAGGAGGUCAAGGAGUGUGCUAUUACCUGCAUGGGUCUCGUUAUUUCAACUUUUGGCGAUGAACUCAGAAAAGAAUUACCUUCAUGCCUUCCUGUGCUUGUUGACCGAAUGGGAAACGAAAUCACUCGCCUCACAGCAGUAAAGGCAUUUGCUGUCAUUGCCACUUCUCCGCUGCACAUUGAUCUGUCAUGUGUUUUGGUCAAUUUGAUUGCUGAACUAACUGGAUUCUUGAGAAAGGCUAAUCGGGUGCUAAGGCAAGCAACACUGAUCACCAUGAAUACCUUGGUAACAGCGUAUGGAGAUAAGAUUGUCUCAGAUGCUUAUGAAGUUAUUGUUGUGGAGCUUUCGUCUCUGAUAAGUGUUUCGGAUCUCCACAUGACAGCUCUUGCGCUUGAACUCUGCUGCACUCUGAUGACUGGAAAGAGUUGUAGUGAAAAUAUCAGUUUGGCGGUUCGCAACAAAGUUCUUCCGCAGGCAAUAACUUUAGUUAAAAGCCCAUUGCUCCAGGGUCAAGCACUUUUGGCUUUGCAAGGAUUCUUUGAAGCUUUGGUUUAUCAUGCAAAUACGAGUUUCUACACCUUGCUGGACUCAUUACUUUCCUGCGCUAAACCUUCUCCUCAGUCUGGAGGUGUCCCAAAGCAAGCAUUAUAUUCAAUUGCACAGUGUGUCGCGGUUCUUUGUCUCGCGGCAGGUGAUAAGAAUUGUUCUUCUACGGUUAAAAUGCUAAUGGAAAUACUUAAAGAUGACAGCGGCACAAACACAGCAAAACAGCACCUUGCCCUGUUGUCUCUUGGUGAGAUUGGGAGAAGGAAAGAUCUAAGCGCACAUGCUGGCAUUGAAACGAUAGUCAUUGAGUCUUUCCAAUCUCCCUUUGAAGAAAUAAAGUCUGCGGCUUCAUAUGCUCUUGGAAACAUUGCUGUUGGCAAUCUACCCAAUUAUUUACCUUUUAUCUUGAACCAGAUUGAUAAUCAACAGAAAAAACAAUAUAUUCUUCUUCAUUCACUCAAGGAGGUGAUCGUGAGGCAGUCUGUUGAUAAAGCGGACUUCCAGAAUUGUAGUGUUGAGAAAAUACUUGCUUUACUGUUUAACCACUGUGAAAGCGAGGAAGAGGGUGUAAGGAAUGUUGUUGCUGAAUGCUUGGGAAAAAUGGCGUUGAUAGAACCUGAGAAACUGGUCCCUGCACUUAAGGUAAGGACGACUAGCCAAGCCGCUUUUACUCGUGCGACUGUUGUUACCGCUGUGAAAUAUUCUGUAGUGGAACGGCCUGAGAAAUUAGAUGAAAUCAUCUUCCCUGAGAUUUCUUCUUUCCUCAUGCUAAUUAAAGAUGGUGACAGGCAUGUGAGGCGUGCAGCUGUGUCAGCACUGAGUACAUUUGCUCACUAUAAACCAAACCUUAUUAAAGGACUCCUCCCUGAAUUGUUACCGCUUCUUUAUGAUCAAACCGUUAUUAAGAAAGAAUUAAUAAGAACGGUUGAUCUAGGGCCAUUCAAGCACGUUGUAGAUGAUGGGCUUGAAUUGAGGAAAGCAGCUUUUGAAUGUGUAUUUACUCUACUCGAUAGCUGUCUUGAUCAACUGAAUCCGUCUUCUUUCAUUAUUCCUUUCCUCAAAUCCGGACUAGAAGAUCAUUACGAUCUGAAGAUGCUGUGUCAUCUCAUACUCUCACUCCUAGCGGAUAAAUGCCCCUCAGCCGUGCUAGCUGUACUGGAUUCGCUUGUGGAACCCCUGCAAAAAACAAUAAAUUUCAAGCCAAAGCAAGAUGCAGUGAAGCAAGAGCAUGACCGUAAUGAAGACAUGAUCAGAAGUGCUCUUCGUGCUAUCUCAUCUUUGGAUCGGAUCAGUGGAGUGGAUUAUAGCCACAAGUUCAAGAGCUUAAUGGCUGACAUGAAGAGGUCUGAACGAUUGUGGGGAAAGUACCAGACAAUCCGCAACGAGUAAAGAGUUUGUAUGUUGUGUUACUACAUAAAAAAGGUGGUCGAUGAUGAAUUCCUCUGCCUGAGAUGAGACAAUUACUUCAAGAGGGUACAUGGAAAAAAUGAGAACAUAGUUUUUUUCUUUGUCGCGAACAAUGAUUAUAUUGUUCAGACUGUCAUUUAAAAAGAAAUCUUUUUUGUUUUUACUUUUGCAAUAGUAAAAGUUUUUUUUAUUAAACCUUUGUUUGAGUUAUUGAUAUGCUUUGCAAGUAUUGCAUUUUUGCGACGGUGAAUGAUUUUAGUCUUCUA